AUGAACAGAUGUACCGCAGUAAAAAAGACAACGGGGGAAUUAGAACAGUUUUUGGGAGAAAUUAUUAUUAGUACGCUAAUCUCUGAUCAAAGGGAAAGCCUGGAGGCUCCUUUAGACCCAAUAGAAGUGGAGAUAAUAUUAUCUAAGAUAGUCAAGAACAGAACCCCAGGAAUAGAUGGCAUUCCGUUUGAAAUAUAUGCUCAAUACAAAGAACUAUUGAUCCCGAAAAUGCUUAUAAUGUGGAAUUCCGCAAGGAAACAAGGAAAACUCCCUGAGUCUUUGAGAGAAGCCUUAAUAACACUCAUAUUAAAACCAGGAAAAGAUCCAGAACUCUUGGACUCAUAUCGUCCUAUUUCAUUAAUUAACACAGAUAAUAAAAUAUUAGCAAACAUUUUGGCAAGUAGACUGGGGAAAGUGGUGUCUGAUAUCGUUCAUGGGGAUCAGUCAGGUUUUAUGUCAGGCAAGACUACAACUGACAACAUAAUGAGAUACUUUAUGAAUAUACAGUUGAAGCCUAUAAACUGUGGUGAACGCAUGAUCGUAACUAUAGAUGCCUCAAAAGCCUUUGAUACAAUAGAACGGUCAUUUUUAUUUGCUACAUUGAGGAGAAUGGGAUUUGGAGAAAGUUUUGUAGCUUGGGUCAAGUUUUUAUAUACUGAAGUCUCUGCAAGGUUAAUACUGAAUGGUGAAUUCUCUGAUAAAUUUUAUAUUGAGAGAGGAGUUAGGCAGGGCUGCCCUCUGUCUCCUUUGUUAUUCGCCAUAGCCAUGGAACUUUUGGCUGACCUGAUUAGACAAGACAAAGAAAUAGAGGGUUUUAGGUAUGGGUCCCAUGAGGAAAAAAUUGCUCUGUAUGCAGACGAUAUUAUGUUGUUUGUGGGGUCGCAUGCCUCGCUCAUGAAGAUUUUUCAGGUUUUUGAGGAGUAUAGUGAUCAUGCUGGUCUUAAAAUAAACUGGUCUAAAUCAGCAUGUAUCCCAAUUGACCCUCUGAACGGGUUUGUACCAGGAUUAUUAGAAAUUAAAGAGAAACAAGAUCCAGUUAAGUAUUUAGGAAUUCAGAUAACAUCUAAAUCUAGUGACUAUGUACAGUUGAAUGUAGUCCCUAAAAUACAGGAGAUUCGUAAGAAAAUAGAAGUUUUGAAAAAAACUCAUAUUUCGAUGGCGGCGCGUAUUUCGCUGGUGAAAAUGAGCAUAUUACCAUCUUUGAAUUAUAUUUUCUGUAAUGCACAGUUAAGGAUUUUAACCCUCACAUUUCUUUUGACUGAAUGGACGGUGAUGGCUCAGCUAGAAGACUGCAGGUCUGCAGAGGCCGCCGACAUUGUAUUCCUUGUAGAUGAGUCUUGGAGCGUGGGAGAAGACAACUUUCAGAUUAUUAAAGACUUUAUUAGAAGUAUGAUUAGCUCAUUUCAGAAUACAGAGGCACUUGGGAAGGAAGGAAUGCGAUUUGGAGUUGCGGUUUAUGGAGAUUCCCCAAGGAUGAGCAUUGAAUUGUCAGAUUAUGAAACUAUUCAAGAAGUAUUGUUGGCACUCCAAAGCGUUGCAUACAAAGGGGGAGACACAAAAACCGGCGAAGCCCUUGCCUAUUUGGCAGAUCGAGUAUUUAACCCAUCCAUUUCCAGAGAAGAUGUACCAAAGAUUGUUUUACUACUCACUGAUGGUAAAUCUGGAGAUGUGGUAGAAGAGAAAGCCCAACGAUUGCAGGAUAAAGGAGUAACAUUAUUUGCUAUAGGUAUAAAGGAUGCUGACCAAAGGGAGUUAAUGAAAAUUGCAUCUGACCCCAGUGAAGAACAUGUUAUUAUUGUUAGGGACUAUUGGUCUCUCUUUGAGAUGCUACCUCGGAUUUCAAGAAAAGUCUGCUUCACUGCCUCAGAGCCUCCAAGGCCAAUCAAACAGUUCGUAGAAAGUGCAAAAAUGAUUGGCCCACGAGAUUUGAUAGUAAGCGAACAGGAUUAUAAUUCAAUGCGUGUUACAUGGAGCCCAGCCACAGGUGAUGUAACAGGCUACCAAGUCAUUUUGAAUUCUCUGACAUCUUCUGGCCGCCUUAAUACAAAUGAUCAAAGACAGAUUACUCUGGACAGUAACAAGCACACAGUGUUUAUAACCGAUCUGAAGCCAUCUACUGAAUAUUUAUUCACAGUACUGGCCACAUAUCCAAAUGUCAUUGGAGAUUCGACAACAGUUAGAGGGAAGACAACUCCUGUGCCUCCAGUAACUAAUUUCCGUAUUAUAGAAGAGAGACUUUUUGGCUUAAAGGUGGCCUGGACUCUUCCUUUGGGAAAACUUGAUGGUUACAAAAUUUAUAUUCCAAGAUCUAACAGACCUGGAUUUACAUAUGAGCACAUUUUAAAUGGAGAUGUCUCAUUACACAUUAUUGAUAACUUAGAGGAGGAUAAAGAAUACACUGUUAGCAUCUACGCCGUUUAUCCUGAAGGACCUAGCCAACCUGUGUCAGCAGUGGGCCGUACAUUGAAGUUGCUUUCUGUUAAAAAUUUGACACUACAGAAUAUCACAACAGGAACUAUUCGAGCACACUGGACUCCAGUUCAGGGAGCCACAGGCUAUCGACUAACUUGGUCAUCUGCAGAGGGAUUUGAUCAAAAUGUCAACCUGGCAGAUAGCUACUCUCAGUACCUGAUUCAAGGACUGCAUCCUGACACUGAGCAUACAGUAACUAUCAAUCCGAUCUUUGUAGACACAGAGGGCCCUGUGGUUACCGCUAAAGCUACAACCUUGGCUUCAAGCUAUGUACAGAGUCUGAAAGGGAGUGCAGUGACUAUCAAUACAGCUCUGAUAUCAUGGAAUGCAGUACAGGGUGCUACAGGAUAUCGACUGGCAUGGGGCCCAACUUCAGAAUUUAUUGGCCGAGAUCGUCCACGACAACUUGCACUGAAUAGCACGCUUUCUUCCUUUGAGCUAAAAAACCUGGUACACAACACUGAAUAUGUGAUCUCUUUAUAUGUACUCUUUGGCUCUACGGUGGGACCUGGAAUCUCAACAACUGUCCGAACCUCACCUCUUGGAUAUGUGUCUAACUUCAAGGUAACUGGAUACACCAGCACUUCCAUUUCUCUGGCCUGGAGUUCCACCAUUGGAGCUACUGAAUAUAAAGUGUCCUGGAGCCCUGCAACUUCAGGUUACUAUAAUACACCUAAAAGUCAGUACCUGGCUGCAAGUAUCCGGUCAUACCAUAUUACAAAUUUACAGCCAAACAACAGGUACAUUAUGAAUGUUCAGGCAGUUUACAGCAACACUGAAGGUCCACCAGCCACUCUGGUUCAAAGCACAGACUCCAAUCCUGUUCAGCUCCUUUCUGUUAAAGGCUUGCAGAUUAUUGAUACUGGAGUCAAUAACCUCAAACUAUCUUGGAAGAAAACACCUGGAAUAACCCACUACAAAAUUUCAUGGGUGCCAUUUGAUGGUGGUGCUAGAAACUCAAAGAUUGUUAGCGCAGACUCUUCAUUUUUUUCAAUACCUGACUUGAAAGAGAGCACUACUUACAAUAUCUAUGUAUCAUCUAUUGUUGGAAACCGAGAAGGAAGUCCUGUUCUUCUUACAGCAAAAACGUUAGACUUACCAAGAGUUGACUCACUUGAAGUAAAAGAAACAACAGGGGAGAGUGUGUUACUGAGUUGGUCUGGAGUCAACGGGGCAUCCUCAUAUCUUUUAACAUGGAGGUUAACUUCGGAGCCUGAUGCCUCCAUGGAACAACUGGCAGCAUCGUACAGAUCAUUCAGGCUCACUGGAUUACACUAUGGAAAAACCUAUGUUUUUGCAAUAAAACCAUUGUUUGGAGAAAUGGAAGGACCAGAGAAAACUAUAACUCAAGCUAUAUAUGGACCAGUGAAAAGACCAGCUAUUCCCAUCCCCACUGUGAAUGGACCUAGGAUAACGACAUCUAUUGAAAAGACAACCACGUCAACACCAGUUGAACGUCCUCCACUAACAAUACCACAAAUUUCCAAAUCUACCAGUUCUGCUGCCAGAGGAACUUCAGCGUCUGUUUCUGAGCCCAUCUGUGCAAAGUUAAAAGCUGAUAUAGUAUUGCUUGUGGAUGAGUCUUCCAGCAUUGGGCCUGGUAAUUUUAACAAGGUCAAAGAUUUUCUCUAUAGAAUAGUAUCAUAUUUUCCCAAAAUUGGACCCCAAGGGGCACAGAUUGCUAUUGUUCAAUACAGUGAAGAACCGAGAACAGAGUUUCACUUGAACCAACACAAGGAGAGGAAUUCUGUUUUGAAGGCCAUUAGAAACAUGCAAUAUUUUGGAGGCAACACCAAUACAGGUCGAGGCAUUGGACACGUUCUAAAGGAGAUGUUUCAAGUAUCUCAAGGAAUGAGGCCUUCGUCUCCUCAUGUGAUGGUGUUGGUGACUGAUGGACGAUCACAGGAUAAUGUGAUGCAGCCUUCAAGAGUGGCCCAUGCCUUAGGAAUCAGAAUGAUUGCUGUUGGAGUAGGAGCUGCAGAUAUGGAUGAGCUGCGGGCUAUAAUGAUGAACCGUAAUUUAGAGGACAUCUUUUUUGUCAGCUCCUUUGACGACUUUCCAACAAUUGUACAUGAGCUUAUAGAGGCGAUAUGUGCUGAAAGUGAAAAGCCAGUAAAAAUGCAGCCUGCAGAGUCUAUCAAGACAGAGACGGAAAAUGAAGAGAAACCUCCCAAGCAGCCAGUGGGACCAUGUACAUCAACAUGUUCAAAAGGUGAAAAGGGGGAACAGGGUGAAAAAGGACCUCCAGGACAGAAUAUUUUCACAGGUCUACAGACUGGGGGCUUGGACCUCUUCAACAUGAACUCAAAAGGAGAGAAAGGAGAACGGGGUCUACCUGGCCAAGACGGGGUUCCUGGCCUUCCAGGACGUCCUGGUAGAACAGGACCUCCAGGUCCACCAGGUUUGAUGGGUCAUAAAGGUUUCCAAGGAGAUACUGGAACUCAAGGUUACUCGGGACCUCCUGGACCAAAAGGGGACAGAGGGGAGCCUGGCUAUGUUUUGGGAGGAGUUGAUGGAUUGGCUGGGCUUGGUGGCAUUCCUGGAUCCCCUGGCUCAAAGGGUCAUCCGGGUUCCCCUGGACUUCCAGGUCCUCCUGGUGUUCCAGGAUUUCCUGGGCCACAAGGACCCCCAGGAAUUUCCAUCAAGGGUGAACCGGGUGAAACAGGGACCCAGGGUCCCCGUGGAAAACCUGGAUUAAAAGGAGAUAAAGGAGAAACGGGAGAAGCUGGGAGAGCUGGGUUGCCAGGUCCAAUAGGUCUUGAUGGUCUCCCAGGACUUCAAGGAAUAAAAGGAGAAAAGGGAGAUGCAGGAAUUGGUUUUCCCGGAAUACCUGGCUUAAAGGGAAUGUUAGGAGAAAAGGGAUCUAUGGGUCCUGCAGGACCUCCUGGACUAAAGGGUGAGCGGGGCUUUCAAGGAAAUGAAGGAGCAGCUGGUUUAAGGGGUAAGAAAGGUCAAGACGGAGAAAAAGGUGAAAAGGGAGAGCGUGGUGAUAUUGGGCCCAUUGGACCUUCUGGAAGAUCUGGGCUUCCAGGGCCUGCAGGACUAAAGGGAGACCAGGGGAUCCAAGGUUUUCCAGGCGCUCCAGCAAUGGGGGUAGUUGGACCAACUGGUAAGAAAGGUUCCAGGGGUGACACUGGACCCACUGGUCCACCAGGCCCUAAAGGAUUCAUAGGAGACCAAGGAGACAAAGGAGUUAAGGGAGAAGCGGGGUAUGGAAUCCCUGGUCAGCCAGGAUUAAAGGGAGACCCUGGGGAACGAGGUAACAUUGGGUUAUCUGGGAAGCCAGGUCCAAAAGGAGAAGGAGGUGACAAAGGACAUAAAGGUGAACCUGGAACUUCUUUGACUUUGCCUGGAAUAAGAGGUAAAGAUGGUGAACAAGGUUUAAAAGGAGAACCUGGUAUGAAGGGAGAUGCCGGGGUGAAAGGUGAACCAGGAGAGAAAGGACAGAGGGGCAGUACAGGACUUCCUGGCCGUAUUGGAGAUUCUGGACAAAAAGGAGAGACUGGAUCACAUGGAAAAGAUGGGAUUGAUGCCAAGAAAGGAAACAAAGGUGAACCUGGGCAGCCAGGACCACCUGGAAGUGCAGUUACAACAGUGGAUAACAGUUUACUUGUCAAAGGAGAAAAGGGAGACAAUGGAGAGGUAGGCUCUCCAGGGAAAUCAGGCUUGAAAGGAGAAAAAGGAGACUCUGGACCACCAGGCCCAAAAGGUCCAGAGGGGCGUCCAGGACCUCCAGGCAAUGUUUUGUUAGAAUCCGCUUCAGAAAAAGGAGAGAAAGGAGAAACGGGAAGUCCUGGCUCACCAGGGAAAAAUGGAAUGGAUGGCAAAGAUGGAAUCCAAGGAACAACUGGAAAAAAGGGAGAGCCUGGAGAGAAAGGAGUGCCUGGAGAUAGUGGAAAAUCUAGCGCUAUAGGGAUAAAGGGUGAUCGCGGUGAUAUGGGACCAAUGGGCCCUCCUGGGCCACCUGGACCACAGGUUUUUCCCAGGAAAAAUGUAGAAAUGAAGGAUUUGGAGUUGUUGUUAGAAUCAUAUGGUAUUAAGUUGAAUCUCCUGAAGGAACUAACUGACCAUCUCAUACAAAAUGGAGUUGAAGAUUUUUUUCAGCAUUUCUCAAGCUCUAAGAAGGAUCGGACUGUGAAGAAGAAUCAGAUUUUAAAACAUACAGCAAACAAUAUUGGUGCUGCAAUACAUGAAAUUUCAAAUGAAACAGAAGAUGAGGAUUUAAAUUUGAGCACAAUUCCGGAAGACACCUUAACAGUCGGCGGUACUGAUAUACAAACACAGGAAGCAAAUGAUGGCAAAAAGCAAAAGAAGAAGAAAAAAACUGAUUCCCAGCCUAUUAAUGUUAUACCAAUUGUGGUCACAGAGGAGCAGGAAGAAAACAGAGAAGAGCAUGGUCUUCAGUUUAAUAUAGAAGAAAGCAACCCAUUACCAUUACCUACUCAGAUACCUACUACUGUAGAUGGGCGUAGACUCCUCAUUGUAACCCAAACUGCUGCACAAUCUGAGCAAUCUAGUAGGAAACAGGACAAGGAAUCUAGAAAAGAGAGUAAGACAAAAAGCCGCCUGGAAAAAACAAUAACCGACACAAGACUGAGAAAUACGUUGUCUGAGGAGAGUAAUGGAAAUCAUGGUGAAAUAAAGAAGAACGUUGUGCAACCCACCAGCACGGCAACAUCUACUGAAACAGGGUUAAAUUUAACAGAGGAAGAUAUUACCCAUAGGAUUUCUCCUGACCAAAGUACAAUAAUAGAGACUGAGACAAAAGUUCCCCUAAAGGUAACAAGGAAAGGCAAGAAAGACAAAAAGAAAAGUAAUCAUGCUGUAGAUAUAUCCACAGAAUUUAUUGAUGAACAAGAAGUGAGUGUAAACUAUACAUUAUGGGCAGAGUAUUCCGAGCAUGAUCUCAAGAAGGACACCAGACUAACACAGGAAAGUACACAGGAAAGCUUGGUCAUUGGCGAAAAUGUAAGCUCUACAACAACAGGCAUGCAGAAUGGUAACAGAACAGAAGCACUCGGGAAAAGUCGCACCAAAAGAAUGGUACCUGAAGAGCAAGACAGAACUAGUGAACAUGCAGAAGAAGACAGCCAGAUGCCAUUACCUUCCAAAAAAGAAAAGGAAGGAAAGAGACUUUCAGGACCACAGCGAGACAGAGCACAGAAGGGCGAACCAGAAGAAGCUGGAGAUCCUGGUUUUCCUGGUCAGAAGGGAGAAAAAGGAGAUGUUGGUGAAAAGGGACAAAAGGGAGAGCCAGGAGUUGGUCAUAGAGGCCCAGUGGGUCAGGCUGGACCUCCCGGUAUUAAGGGUGAGCCAGGGGAGCAGGGACUCCCAGGAGUACAAGGAAUCCAAGGCAUCCAAGGAAACCCAGGUAUUUCAGGAUCUGUGGGUGAAAGAGGAGAAAUUGGACUGCCCGGUCCUCCUGGCCCGUCGGGAGAACGUGGAAAAAGGGGCAAGAAUGGCAACCCUGGACCACCAGGAGUCCCAGGACCUAUUGGAAAAGAGGGAAAACAAGGAGCCCCUGGCAUCAAGGGUGAGAAGGGUGAAGGAAUUGUUGGUGAGCCUGGUCCUAGAGGUCUACGUGGGUUUCCUGGGCUAAGAGGAGAAAAUGGAAUUCCAGGAAUACCCGGGCCAGCUGGAAUAAUGGGCCCAAAAGCACUUCCAGGUGUGAAAGGUGAAAGAGGGGGCAGAGGAUUGUCUGGUUUCAAAGGAGAAAAGGGGGACCCAAUGGUUUUAUUUGGAACUCCAGGAUACAAAGGAAGCAAAGGAGAACUGGGUGUUAGGGGAUAUCCAGGUUUUGAUGGAGAUAAAGGCGAAAAAGGAGAAGAUGGACCACCAGGAGAGAAAGGUAUUAAGGGUGAUGAUGGCUCUAAAGGAUCUAUGGGACUAUUUGGUGCAAGGGGACCUGUGGGACAGAAGGGUAAACCUGGCGAACCCGGGCUUCCUGGAAAUGCAGGUACAGCAGGACUAGAUGGGAGGAAUGGACUUAAAGGAUCCAAAGGAGACAGAGGUCUACAGGGACAAAAAGGAGAACAGGGUGAAAAGGGCAAUUCUGGAUUACCAGGAGACAUUGGGGAAAAAGGAGACAAGGGAAUGUUAGGGUUUCCAGGCAAAACAGGAGAACCUGGGAUCAUAGGUGUUAAAGGUGAAACUGGAGCACAAGGAAGCCCUGGACUAGCAGGCCAUCCAGGACCUGCAGGAGCGAAGGGGGAUGAAGGAGAGAAGGGAAUUGAUGGACCACCCGGAGCUGUUGGAGAUAAAGGAGAUAAGGGUAUUAAAGGAUCUCCGGGCUUAAGUGGAUUCAGGGGACCAAUUGGACACCUGGGACAGAUUGGGGCUCCUGGGCCACAAGGACCUACAGGACCAAAAGGAAAUACAGGAUUAAAGGGUGAGAAAGGAAAAAGAGGAAAAUCUUUGCCAUGCCCACAAGUGGAUCCAGGAAUACCAGGAAUAAAGGGUGAAAUGGGAGAAGAUGGACCUGAGGGUUUUAAGGGCGAAAAAGGAGACCCUGGACUUUCUGAAGAAGAUGUGAAAGACCUUGUCAAAAAGGAACUGAUUGGAAAGUGUGGCAAGGAAUUCCAGCUGAUAAUUAAGUCCUCACACCAAGAUGAAGGAUAUGAAGACCAUGAAAACUUUGGUGAAGAGGUGACCGAGUCCCCUGAGGGUAGUGUGACUGAAAAUGAAAUAGAAGCUACCCAAUGGAAUGAAACCCUUAAUACCACACAAUUUCCAAGCACCACAUCUCCACAGAACCAAGAAGAGGGAAGUAAUAAAAAGCUGAGAAGGAAGCGUCAUUCUGGAAUAAUGUCUAAAGGUCCUUGUUUAGAACCUAUGGAUGAAGGAUUUUGUUCAAAAUAUAUCUUGCUUUGGUACUAUAACUUGAAAGUUGAUAAGUGCCGUCCAUUUGUUUAUGGUGGUUGUGGAGGAAACCAUAAUCGCUUUACUAGUAAAGAGAAGUGUGAAUGGAGAUGUAAAACAAAAGCAGGCUAUGUUCCCAUUUGA
Molecule: messenger RNA, 9474 nt
Organism: Bufo bufo (common toad)
Lineage: Eukaryota; Metazoa; Chordata; Amphibia; Anura; Bufonidae
Product: collagen alpha-1(VII) chain-like
Exons: 98
Coding region: 1-9474 (3157 amino acids)
Molecular function (GO): serine-type endopeptidase inhibitor activity; protein binding
Source: RefSeq, a predicted model, not a curated record